This is a messenger RNA of Xiphophorus maculatus (southern platyfish), 1439 nucleotides long. RefSeq lists its product as uncharacterized. Gene Ontology annotation, cellular component: external side of plasma membrane. Gene Ontology annotation, biological process: cellular response to lipopolysaccharide; cell surface receptor signaling pathway; positive regulation of T cell proliferation. The coding region runs from base 62 to 1213 and encodes 383 amino acids. The transcript has 8 exons. The record is from RefSeq and is a predicted model, not a curated record. NCBI's taxonomy places the organism in Eukaryota, Metazoa, Chordata, Actinopteri, Cyprinodontiformes, Poeciliidae.
ACUUCCUGUGGCGGCAUUUCCUUCUGCAACAGAAAGCCAAGCAGGGGUGGCCUCUUUCCAGAUGGAUGUAUUUAGUGUUGCCUUUCAUACUUCACGGGUGGAGGUGGAGUAUGGGGAACCUGCUGUACUGCACUGUUACGGCUCAGUCUUGGAAGAAAAAGGGGUGGUGCACUGGGAGCUAAGAGGAGAGGAUGUGAUAAUUCUACGAGAAGGAGAAGCACAAGUUUCAGAAAAAUUUAAGGGUCGGGUUGAGCUGCCUUCAGAGGAGCAGAUCAGGGAAGGGAACUGGUCUAUAGUCCUCAGAGAAACCAGACUCAGAGAUGCUGAUAUGUAUGAGUGCAUCUUUGGAGGAGCAACUACAAUAUCAACUGUCUGGCUCUCAGUCAGUGAGCCCCAAGUCGACCCGUUCAUCACUGCAUUUGAGGGCACUGAGGUGGACCUGGCAUGCUUCAUUAAACCUGAGAGAGAACACAUAAAGCGUUUUUAUUGGACUAUGAAUGGCAGAUUUCUCAUUCAACAUGACCACCAAACCCUUAGCGUAAUGAUGUACCGGUACAAGUUUCCUAAAUCAAUGAAAUUUAAUGAAGAAGAGUUUCAUCUUUAUUUGAGACCAACUAGGAAUGAAAGUGGGAAGUACCAAUGUUGGUAUACAACUGGGGAGUCUGACAGUCCUAAACUUGCAUUACCAGAAAGCUACACACUAACUGUGGUUGGGUUAACCAUUGAUCCUGGUAAUCUUCAUUCCUUUAAAACGACUACAGACGUUCUCCCCCCUUCAGAAACAGCGUUUGACAUGGAAGAGACAAAUAAAAAUGUCUGGGGGAGCUCUGUUAUAUUUUUGCUAGAUGCGACGACUGCUGCUGGGACUUCAGAUACACCUACUGAUCAUCUACCAGUUACUUUGGAAAUGUCCACUCAGGUAAUGGAAGCUACAGAAUCUGUUGAGACAUCCUCAGUAAAACAAACCAGAACAUCCCAAGAGAUGGUGACCCUCCUUUCAGAUGAGGCGAAUGCUGUUGAAGCCACUGGAUUCCAAACUGAGCUUCCUGGUCUACUGGAAGUCUCCACCCAGCUGAUUCAAGACAACCUGGUUGCAACCUGGAGUGUUUUCCAGCUUGGGGAUUUCCCAUGGGUUCGGAUUGGAAUUAUUGGUGGAGUUCUGCUGAUCACAGUCGUGGUUCUGUGUGUUCUCAGAGCUCUCCACCAUAUUUAGUUCACAGGAGGGGACAUGGAUCACCGCUUACAAUGUUCAGUUUAGUUAGGGAUGAAUCAGUAGAUCAGUGGCCACGGCAACCAACACAUCAUCUGCAUGGGAAUAUUUGGGAACUGCAGAAACGAUUGUGUGGAAUUUCUGAAACACAUCGCAGAAUCGGUGACAAAGGGCAGCCCUGGCGGAGUCCAAUUCUCACUGGAAACGAGCCCGACUUACUGCCGUCAAU